Messenger RNA from Mollisia scopiformis, 584 nucleotides. RefSeq lists its product as uncharacterized. The transcript is spliced from 3 exons. The record is from RefSeq and is a predicted model, not a curated record. Lineage: Eukaryota; Fungi; Ascomycota; Leotiomycetes; Helotiales; Mollisiaceae. Gene Ontology annotation, molecular function: structural constituent of ribosome. The coding region runs from base 34 to 288 and encodes 84 amino acids. Gene Ontology annotation, cellular component: mitochondrial large ribosomal subunit. Gene Ontology annotation, biological process: translation.
AGGCGGAUAAGGCGGCUCGCCUUGACGACGAAGAUGACGAAUAAAGGUUAUUACAAGGGUACCGGGACGGGUUCGACUGGUUCACAUACAAAGCAUGGAGGCUAUGUUAUCGAUUGGGCCAAAGUCAGGACAUACGUGGUGCCAAAAGAUCUGGCAGAUUUCAAGCUUACGCCAUUCGUUACGAGGAAGAUGAAGCCAGUCAAGGGGAGGUUUGAGAAUGAUCCUAAGGGAGCUUUCAGCGGAGAGGCAUAUCUAGGAAAGUGGAAGGUCGAGAAUGGAGAGGACUAGAUAGAAUACUAGACUUAAGAACGAAAAUGUACAGUACGGACGGCGUUGGAAAUGUGUAUACCAUACUCUUGUACAAACAUCUGCUAUUAGCAGCCGAUAGAUGAGAGGGGUAGAUUUUGUGGCUAUGUCACAAGCGGUAGCAUGACCAUCGUACAAUUACGAAAGCAGAACCGAGCUCUUCGGGUCUGACAGUGUUGCUACGAAUGGCAAUAUAGACUGAGAUGACGAGAAUACUUCCCGAAUUGUGUACAGUGCAGAGGCCAUAGCUUUUGUUACCAAUGUCCCACUGGAUGGAC